GCGGCAACUUUGGACAGAUUGAUUCUUCUCCCGCCCCGCUAAUCAUUUCUAGCCAUGUCAAGCCCCGGCUGACCGCGAGAGAGCGGACGCCGCAUUUAGACGACUGCACUCGGCCUUUUCCGUUGGUCACGUGAUUCCAGUCGACAACGUUCAGGCGUCGUAAACAAAAAGCCGUCCGUUAACUUUAAAGGCACCGAGCGGCGUCAUUUAGCGGCUAAAAUAGAAUAUAGUCUCGUCUUUUGUGGCAUAUAUUUGUCCGUUUUUGUCCUGAACCGACGGGAACGUCUAGUUAAAUCGCUGGAACUCAGUUUCUGUAGAAACUCCAUUAACCAUGAGCCCCUGGGGCUGAUUUAAGUCACGGGUUUAGCCGACCUCAAUGUGCUGCUGAGAUUCUGAUCAUUCCGCUGACUGUUGCUGGGCUGCGUUCAGCAGAUGGACAGAUCUGACAGCUGAGUCUUCAAAGUUCUGAUGGGACCCGAACUUAACGCCUGCUGAAACUGGGUCGAUAGCUUCACCUCACCAACAUGCAGAUGACCUUUGAGGCGUCGAGCAGCGUGAAGCUACUCUUUGACCUCUGGGAUGUCCAUGGCCCUGUAGGUAUGGUGCUGUCAGUGUUUGUCGUCCUGCUGCUGACCGUCUUCUUUGAAAUCCUCAAAGUGUGGCGGUUGUGGCUGAGCAGCAGCUCCAAGCUGGCUCAGUCUGCGUCUGCGUAUGCCGCCACUCCAUCCGGACGUACAGAGAGCUGCUCCGUGCUGGACGCCAGCCCCUCAGAGUCCUCGCUGACCUCCCAGCCUCUGAGCACCAGGAACAGGUGGCUGCUGCACAUCAUCCAGACAUGCCUUCACAUCCUGCAGGUCACUCUAGGCUACAUGCUGAUGCUCUGCGUCAUGUCUUACAACAUCUGGAUCUUUCUUGGCAUCAUCCUGGGCUCUGCGCUCGGAUAUUUCAUCUCCUUCCCUCUGCUGGGGCAGAUGUCUCUGUAUGGCCAACCCAGACACUGAGGUUAAAGAACUUCCUCAUCCUGGAGAGGUGAAAAGAUCACCUCCUCUGGACAGUGGCUGAAAAGUCACUUUCUUUGGACCUCGCUGCAUGUGUGCAGAGAGCAGGUCAGGGUGGACAUGAUCACAAAUAAUGUGAUUCAUCUGACUGCAGAGCUGAUGAGCUCUAGGGGUUAACAGAGACUGUGUGUGUGUGUGUGUGUGUGUGUGUGUGUGUGUGUGUGUGUGUGUGUGGUGGGGGAAAACAGCUUCUGCUGGCUUUUACUCCUCUGUGUUUAGUCAACAAAAGCUGAAAAACCUGCAGCAGAUGGCGGUAACUUUUCUAGUUUGAGCUACAGUAAAACCACAUUAUGGUCAGAAAUCUGCGUUUUUCCAACUGAUUGUUUAGAAAGGGGAUAUUUUUUCUGUUUCUUGUGUGUUAGAAUGAAAGUUUCUGUGUUUGUUGCAGAGUUUGAGUGAAACUCUCAGAACAGCAGAGCUGCUAAUUGAGGAAACGACUCUUGUAAUGUUUAGCCUGGAAACUCCUCAGAUGGAUGCGAUGACUCAUUUUGGUCAUCAGUUUGUCUCAUGCUCCAUUUAUUUUUUUUCCUUCUGACAGAAAACUGAGGUUGUCAGAAACCUGUCGUAAGCAAAAAAGUCUGUUGAAAACCUUGUAAUCAGUCUUUGUGAUUCACUCUUUGCAGGUUUGUUUGAAUGAAGAAUAAAGAUUAAAGCUGCUGAA
This is a messenger RNA of Girardinichthys multiradiatus, 1719 nucleotides long. It is a transcript of the gene slc31a2, whose product is annotated as solute carrier family 31 member 2. Lineage: Eukaryota; Metazoa; Chordata; Actinopteri; Cyprinodontiformes; Goodeidae. Gene Ontology annotation, cellular component: membrane. Gene Ontology annotation, molecular function: copper ion transmembrane transporter activity. Bases 525 to 1001 code for a protein of 158 amino acids. Gene Ontology annotation, biological process: copper ion transmembrane transport. The record is from RefSeq and is a predicted model, not a curated record. The transcript has 4 exons.